CGCCUCGUUACUCCCAGAGCGGCUCUUCCUUACCCCGCUAUACUAAGGAAAUAGAAAAAAAGAAGGGAACGAUAGAUAAGCAAGUUUGUCUGUGAGGACGGCGUCUCAAGUGGUGGACAGAAGGGGCGAAAUUGGGUGUAUUCUGGUAAACGGAGGGGGGGCUCUUCGGGCGAAGGGAGAAAGCGAGAGCGGAGCGGCGGGCGGAGGGCGGCAGACCUGGCCCUUUAAAGCGCGCAUCCACGCCGAGGGACUCAUAUUCUGAGAGGACCAUUCAGGCAAAGACCCAGCUGCCCAGGCCAUCAUCUGCCUUCCAGGAGGCAUCGACCAGGCGUUGACCAUCAGAGCAGAGAGUGGGAGCAAGUCCUUUUAUAUUGAUCUUUUCCUCAUCCUCUCGGUUUGCGAACCUGAUGGCAAAGAAUGUCUACAACUAACAACAUAGCACAGGCCCGGAAGCUGGUGGAGCAGCUGCGGAUCGAGGCCGGAAUCGAGCGCAUCAAGGUGUCGAAGGCGGCAGCCGAGCUGAUGAACUACUGUGAGCAGCACGCCCGCGGAGACCCUCUGCUGGUGGGAGUGCCUGCCUCUGAGAACCCUUUUAAAGACAAAAAGCCCUGCAUCAUUCUAUAGCUUCAUGGCCAAACUGCUCGCCCCACACCCACUGCCUCACACCCCAGGUCAGCUCCCCCCUCUACACCCCAUUCCCCCCCCUCCCUUCAGCUUCCUCUCAGAGACCAGGUAUUGGGUGCAGCCUGUCCAGCGUUACCCUUGGCCUGAGAGCUACAGGCACCCAGUUUGUCCAAGGAACCCAGUCCUUUAAAAGGAGACAGAGAGAGAGCUCCUGUUUAUCGUAAACCCCCCCCGCACAUCAGCCUGAGGUGGCUCCGUGCAUAUAUGCAUAUAUAUAUAGCUGUACCUAUGUGUAUAUGCAUAUAUACACGUCAAUAAGCAGAUACCUAGUGUGGAGAGCAGCAGGACAUAAUAUUUUUUAGUUUUUUUUAAUUGUGGGGUAAUUAUAAUUUGGAUGGAGAAGGCCAAAUUUAAUCUCUCAUUAGCCAGGUUUGGACAGUUUUCUGUGUAGACCGACACGUUGCUAACGCAAUCCGUGGGACACUGCAGGGUAAGCGUAGGUGUCCCACUUGCCCUUGUUUAUUCUGAGACGAGAAGGUUGAGGUGUGGUUCAGAACAUGAAAUUGUCCCUGAAAGGUCGCCUUUCCCCGGGGACCCCGUCAUGUGGCGUGCGUCUCGUGGCCACGCCUUCCCCCGAGUCAUGAGCAGUGCCAGUUACGCUCCAUACUGUGGCGGGUGUCCAAUGCGAGCGGCUUACCCAGGGUGUGACCUUUAUUUCUGUGUGUUCUCGUCACACUGUCCUCGGACAGCUUUGCCAAACGUGGGUCGUACCAUGUGGCCAGCGGGGGCCCACAGACUGAAACCCAGCAAGCAUCCGGUUACAGCUGCUCCCCCAGCACUGCCGGGAUUACCGUGUCGGGGGGCAGCCCGCUGCACGCUCCAUUAGCAGCUCAUGUAAGGGAGUCGCCUCACGGCAGGUGUUUCAGCUCACCGAAAAGAGCAUCGCGAGGGAAACCCCUCAUGCUGGCGGUUUCUGUGGGCUGGUCGCCUGAGGCCUGUUUGAGUUUUGUAGAAAUAUUUGGUGUUUCUUUACGCUGACAGUUUUCUCACCUGUUGCCAUAUAUAGUCAACAAAGUAUUAGAAGAGGUGUGUGAAUUAUUAAAAAAAAACAGAAACUAAAGCAACCACCUGUAGGAAAGAGGAAAUAGAGACAGAGCAUUUAAAUCAGAGGGGUUUGAGAAAAGCAUGAAAGCUGCCACAGCGGGUGAGGAGAUCCCCCUCAAAAUCCUGCUUGGUCUUUUAAGUUGUGCCAAAGUUGGGUCCGCCGCAGCACCGGUCAGGUUACACAGUGACUGAACCGCAGGUUUCACACAGUGCCAUCACCCGCUAACAGGGGAACCCGUCCAGAUUGCAAGCAGAUCGGGGUGGGGGGGAAUCGCCCCAUCCCUUAGAGAGCAGGAGAGAGUCUCAAUUCCCUGAUGGGCGACCAGCCUUUUACACACCCAAAGGAAAAGCCAUGCUCAGUUCUAGCCAGCCGAUUAAUUUGAUUGUAGAGGUUUUCGGUAUCCUCCCGUACCUUCAAAAUCUGUGUUUCUUUUGGUUUAAGAGCAUAACCUUCAGUGUAGGCUUGCUCACUUCUCUCUCCCACGAUGGUCUGCGGUGUGUAGCUCCGCCCUCGGGAGCCGGGCUCAGGGUUGUCCCGCCUCAAGUUACCUCAAGCUGACCGUCCUGUGAGUGUGACACGGCGCCCAAGGUGCUCGUCACGUUUCGUGACGUUCCAAGCAGCUUUGUGUGUUUACUGAUGCAGAGUGGUGUUCAGGAAUGACCAAGGCGGCUCAGUGUUCAGUGAUUAUGAAGGCAGCCCCCAUGCUGAACUGUGAUUGGCACAGUGACCCUUAAGUAUUAAUAAACUGUAGACUAUUCCGGUAAGUAAGAUCCAGAAUCCAUCUAUAGACACAAUGGCAGCCGGAUUCAAGGAAAACACAGAGAUACUUCUUCUUAAGCCUUGAGUAAAAUGGCAGGAUGUUCGGGCUUAUGUAAUAGGCAUGUGAUUGGUUUAGUCAUUUCUGUCACAUGGGGGCUGCUAGAUGCAUGGCCCACACAGUGGAAUCCCUGUGGAACAGCCUGUACGCAUGCAUGUGUGUGCGUGAGAGAUUGUGUUUGUGCGCAAGUCAGUGGGUGCAGUGAUGAACGGGGCAGGCAAAGAUACGCAGGUCAGUUACCGCUGCGUAACGCACCAGUCUCCAUUUAGCCCCUACCCAAAAUAGAUACCAGUGAGUCCCUCUUCAUGCACAUUUAGCACAAGGGAGUACAGAUAAUGGUCUGUGGCGGGGGGUGGGGGGGGGCAGGGCAUUAUUAAACUGGGACAAAAGUUGCAUUGUGUUUCAGGCCCCCCCAGGGUGCUGGCACGAGUGCUGCAGUAUUUAGCUGGGUCCUGUUCCACAGUGAUUAAGCGGAGUGGUAAGUCACAUGGCAGUCUGUAAAGUUCAGGAACAAGGGUCUAGCUUUCUGCUGAUCCUUUCUGGUUGCUGGGGGGGGGGGUGCUUUUCGCGUAACAUCUUUUUGUUUCUAAAAAAGGACCUAGACCAGCCAUUACAACAUCAGAUGCUUAAUACCAAUUAAUGCUGCUUUAUGCUGACAUUUUAGGCAAUCAUUAGCAUGAGAGUUGCUGCAUUUGGAUAGUGAAUUGGUCUAGGGUGUGCGGGAGACUCAGGCCAGAACUUGUAGGGCAAUACUCGACUGGGUGUCAGUCUUUGCAGGCAGAGAGAUUGUCUUGCCUAUAUGGGGAGCCAAAGAGGGUACCCAUACUGCGGCCCUCAACUUUCAGCCAACUUCAUGCAGUCUACAGGACAGAUCCCCAAGUCAGGCCAGUGAUGGGUCUUUUUGGGUGCGACUGUACAUGUCAAAACCAUACAGCACUGUAAGGUCGGGCUCCCCGAAGUCCAGCCCACUGCUGCAUCCAUAAUGUGACCCUGUUAAUAAAAGACCGAAAGGCAAAGACGAAGCACAGCAUCACAUGCUGUCUUUCUGUACACGCUAAUUUGAUUUUCAUUAAACGCUUUGAUUGGGGUCAUCGGUUUUUGUUUUUCUUUUGACUCCGAUUCAGUGAAAUGAAUAUGGUGGAAUGAGCUCAGUAGGUGUGUGACAACAGUGUUCUCCACCUUUUGCUGUCCAUCAAUGGUGCACUGUUUCGGCGGGAACGGGGAUAAAGUGGCAUGGGAGAGCACACUGAGCGGCCUUUAGGUCAGCCAUCCCCGCUACACGCAGCACCUAAUGUCACAGGGAGGAUAUAUGAAAAGCAUAGUGAAUUAUUUCUGAGAGUAUGAAUCGUCUGGAUAGUUAGUCCUUACUAGUUAUCUAGACUGGCCGUAUUUGCGUUCGUUAGUGCGUGAGUGUGCGCGUUACCCUAGCUUUUAAAACGACUGUAUGCCUUUCGGUGCGUCUGAACCUCCUGUGCUUCACGCCAUGUAGAGUAGAAGUUCGUCUCUUGGCCCUCAUGUUUCCCUUGCGCUAAAACAGUGGUUCUAGACCCUGGUUCUGGACACAGCAUCCACAGGGCAGCUUUCCAGCAGCGCUAAGCUACGCCUUGCCGUGAGUGACCAUGGUAACGCCUCACAAUGAGAGCCAGGGCUCUGCCAAAACUAGGCUUCGGAACCACUGUCGCUUGACGUGUAAAAUUCUUCUACUCGUUUUUUUUUUUGUUAUAAGAAUUACACCAGAUAAUCUCUCUUCUGAUUUUAAAUAGUCAAACUGUUAUGUUUUGCUUAUUUAGGCAGGUUAGGGUCAGAGGAUAAAUAUUAUUCAAAACGCCUUUCUGUGGUAUUUGAUCGCUAAGAUCUGGCAUGAUGGUAAUACCACAGAUGACGUGGGCAUGUGUCGGUGGGGAACCCUACAUCCAGGGUGCCAGAGAUGCUCCUCAUUUUAAUUCCACUCCACGCCUUAAUCGCUGAAUUUGAUUGGUUCUUCAGCUCGCGUAUUGUAGAUGGACACAGGUUCCAGGUACUGCUGACUGUUUUAGUACCUAGAGAGAAAUGGUGAAAAUUUUCACAAGACUGUAACACUGCAAGGAUGGGGUUCCCCGGCCCGGAGAUGGGAGCCAACCCACGAAAUCCAGCCCUAACCUCAGUCAUCAUUUUUCUAUUAGCUGAGGAUGUGUUCUUUCACAAUAGUUUUUAUUACUUUUAUUGUAUGUAUAUGUAUUUGAUCUUUUUUGUCUUGAAUUAUAAUUACAAAAAAAUGAAGAAAUCCUAAGUAUAUUAUAUAUUUUUUUGUAAUGUUUCUUCUCUGAUGUGCCAUAACCCAUGUUUUCUUGCACACUGUUUAAUAUUUUGUGGAUAUUGAUGUUAAACAAUUCAGAAGACGAUGACAUCAAAACAUACAUAAAAGAUUAAUAAAACUAAAACAAAA
Brienomyrus brachyistius is the source of this 4971-nucleotide messenger RNA. It is a transcript of the gene gng7, whose product is annotated as guanine nucleotide binding protein (G protein), gamma 7. Gene Ontology annotation, cellular component: heterotrimeric G-protein complex. The transcript is spliced from 5 exons. The coding region runs from base 418 to 624 and encodes 68 amino acids. Gene Ontology annotation, biological process: G protein-coupled receptor signaling pathway. Gene Ontology annotation, molecular function: G-protein beta-subunit binding. The record is from RefSeq and is a predicted model, not a curated record. Lineage: Eukaryota; Metazoa; Chordata; Actinopteri; Osteoglossiformes; Mormyridae.